AUGAAAGGGGAAUUUAUCGUAUCGUCGAGGUCGUAUAUCGAUCCACUCGAUGCACUCGAAGCAGCAUUCGCAGGACUCCUCACACAGGAAGCAGCAGCAGAGCGUGGCCAGGCUAGAGGUAAAACAGUACGAUUAGCAAGGUGCGGCGCGACAAAAUCUAGCAAGGGUGUGAGGCCUACCAGGCACCGAGACAUCCGCGGUCCUUCUGCUGGGGAGGAGGCUGUUGCUGGUAUUGCAUCUGCUGUCCGGUCAGAGGUUGAUCGCAUGACUGCACAUAACACUGGCAUCAACAUACCUGAGGGUAGGGCUGCUGGGGGUAUCCCUGGGGAGGAUAGCCACCCUGCGGAGGCGGAUAGCCCUGGGGAGGGUACCUGUGCGGAGACCGGGUCAGAACAAUGCGCAAAUCCGGGGUAUGGUUUGACGAGAGACUCUGCGACCGCUGGCAAACGCAGGAAAAAACAUCGGCGUCGAGGAGCUUGGUGA
Molecule: messenger RNA, 483 nt
Organism: Aspergillus welwitschiae
Lineage: Eukaryota; Fungi; Ascomycota; Eurotiomycetes; Eurotiales; Aspergillaceae
Exons: 2
Coding region: 1-483 (160 amino acids)
Source: RefSeq, a predicted model, not a curated record